This is a messenger RNA of Sphaerulina musiva SO2202, 426 nucleotides long. RefSeq names its product histone-fold-containing protein. The transcript is spliced from 3 exons. Gene Ontology annotation, biological process: nucleosome assembly. The coding region runs from base 1 to 426 and encodes 141 amino acids. Lineage: Eukaryota; Fungi; Ascomycota; Dothideomycetes; Mycosphaerellales; Mycosphaerellaceae. Gene Ontology annotation, molecular function: structural constituent of chromatin; protein heterodimerization activity; DNA binding. The record is from RefSeq and is a predicted model, not a curated record.
AUGGGCUGGCGGCCCCGAUCACCGAGUGCUGCACCAUCCUCCACCAGCUCCAGCAUUGCGCGCGCCUCUCCGGCGCCAGCCCCGGCGCGGUCAGCCCGUAAGACAGCAGGUCCCUCCGGACUUGGUCUAGGACUUGGUCGAAAGCCUGCCCGCCGUCACCGUAAAAUCCUCAAGGAAAACAUUCAAGGAGUCACCAAACCCGCCAUCCGUCGCUUAGCCCGUCGAGGAGGUGUCAAACGUAUCUCGGGCGAUAUCUACGACCCCAUACGCCAGAGUUUGAAAGAUUAUCUCACAAAGGCCCUAGAAAAAAUCAUCGCCAUCACAGAAUAUCGCAAUGCGAAAACUGUGACUGCUCUCGAUGUUGUUUUUGGUUUGAGGCAGAUUGGUCAGACGUUGUAUGGCUUUGGUGUCGGUAAUUCUAAGUGA